Molecule: messenger RNA, 1500 nt
Organism: Marasmius oreades (fairy-ring Marasmius)
Lineage: Eukaryota; Fungi; Basidiomycota; Agaricomycetes; Agaricales; Marasmiaceae
Exons: 2
Coding region: 98-1384 (428 amino acids)
Source: RefSeq, a predicted model, not a curated record
GGCUAGACAGUUUCUACAACUCCUCUUUGUACUACCACACACUCAUUUAUUCUACACUCGCUUAUACCCAUAACUACCCCACGUUCUGUCCUCGAACAUGCCUUCUCUCUUUCUCUGUCUUGCAUAUGCUGGCGGUGGUGUUUUCCUUCUCCUGGUCGCAACUACUCUUCUCUGGACAAGCGCGAUGUUCCUCUGUAGGUGGGUAGGCAAAGUCGCCAAAGCUAGACGUUUGCGGAAGACGAAUGUAGAUAUGGAGGCUAACUGCAAUAUAACCCCUCUCAUUCUUCAACCAAGGCGACCAACUCCUCGUUUUGCCCCUCAUCCACCUCGAUGCUCAUGUCCUGUACAUGUUUCUAGCCACCUCGACCGUAACCUGCAUGUAAAACAGCCUACAGACCUCGAAAUCUCGCCUCAGAAGUACAGGAACAAUGACACCCACACCUCGUCCACAUCGCCAACGUCAACCUUCCCAUUAUCGGACGAUAACAUCUCUGGCUGUACCGGUGGUUUUAUAACUCUGUGUAAAUCCCGAAAGAACUGUCCUCCCCCUGAACGAAAGUGUGAACACACGCAGUCUCCGUUUAUUAACAGCACAAACCCUUGCCACGAGCCCUCGCAUCUCGACUCGAAAUCUGAUGCCAGCUACGACGUGCCAAAAGCUUUAUCGGUUGCUCACAGUACCAUUAUACAACCGCGAACCAAGAUAAAUUCUUCCGAAGAAAAGGAUUUUCAGAAGAACUCUUCUAGCGUACCCCCCAUUCUGUGGGCAUUAUUUUCUCCCAGUAACAUUGGACUUGUUCUCGCGAGUGGACUCUUGGCAAAGUUUAGCGGCGAAAGGAAGAAAGAGGAUGAAUGUGCAGAAGACAUCAAUUCUUUACAUCGCAUUGCUGAUGCUUUUGGAGCACGUCACAGCUCCCAAACCUCUCGUACGGCUCGGUACCGCCAUUCUCUUGCUCGAGGCUCUAGGAUUUCUGGGAUGAGAUAUGAAGGUGGAUAUAAACAAGGACUGCAUACGGUCGCAUAUAGAUGUCAUCUCCUGAAGACUGCAAGAAGUUCUAUUCAAGAAGUCUCUGCAUCUCGAGCAUCUGUUGUUCCUGUCGUUACGACCCCGGUCCCGACCCCCCCGGAGCCCUCCCUCAUCGUGACCGUGAUUCCGCGUAAUCCUCUCGAACAUGACCCUACUGCACCUCCUGGUCUUGAUUUACCGCCACCCAAAGUCAUCACAAGAGGCCAUGUUAGGGGAAGUCAAGAAAAUUUAUUGCCACCGUACCAAGUUGGCCUUUCAGGGAAGAUGAGUAUACUGAACAAGAUGGUUGAUGAAGGCAUCGCUGGGGAGAACAAAAGACGACGAGAAAUCUUGGGACUCAAGGUCAUGAAUCAGUAGAAACCAUCCAGCUCUGCAAGAAUGUUAGACUGGGAUAAUUGAGGUAGACGGACUCUCCCCCGCUUGAACUAUAUCCGUACGUAUCUGUCCUUGUCAUUCCUUUCGCGUUACGCUCC